GCUCCUUCCUUCCUCCUUUCCUUUUCUCCCUCCCUCUUUCCGCGGGCCGGGGCCGUGCGGCGGCGGGCGCGGCCCCUGCCCGGGGAGGCGGUGGGCGGCCGGGAGCCCCCGCCUCGAUCUGGAUGCCCAUCGCAGCUGCUCGGGCCGCGGGGUUGCGGCGGCUCCCCGGCGUGGGUCGCGGGGCAGGAUGCCGGUGCUGGAGCGCUUCUUCCCCGCGGCAGAGCCGGGCAGGCGAAGGAGGACGGGGGAAGAGCCUAUGCCCUUUCCCAUGGGCAGCUUGCCCGGUUAUCAGCAGGGGACUCUGACCUGGGACUUGCCCGAGAUGAUCAAGAUGGUUAAGCUCGUUUGGAAAUCCAAGGGAGAGCUUCGCGGGGCGAAGCACAGAGGCGUUCCGGAGAGCGAGGAUGCACUAGGCUGUUCGGGAGGAGAUGCACGGGUGAGAGGUCAGACAGGGGUUCUCUCCGAGCGCCGUGGCUCCUACCCGUUUAUAGACUUCCGUCUUCUUAACAAUACUUCACUCUCAGGGGAAAUUGGCACUAAGAAAAAAGUGAAAAGACUGUUAAGUUUCCAGAGGUAUUUCCAUGCAUCCCGGUUACUGCGUGGAAUUGUACCGCAAGCCUCUCUGUACCUACUGGAUGAGGACUACCUUGGGCAAGCGAGGCAUAUGCUAUCCAAAGUGGGAAUGUGGGAUUUUGACAUUUUCUUAUUUGAUCGCUUGACAAAUGGAAACAGUCUUGUAACACUGCUUUGUCACCUCUUCAAUGUGCAUGGACUUAUUCACCAUUUCCAGUUAGAUAUGGUUACAUUACACAGAUUUUUAGUUAUGGUUCAAGAAGAUUACCAUAGCCAAAACCCAUACCACAACGCUGUCCAUGCUGCUGACGUCACACAAGCUAUGCACUGCUAUCUGAGGGAGCCCAAGCUUGCCAACUUCCUCACUCCGUCGGACAUCAUGCUCGGACUGCUUGCUGCUGCAGCUCAUGACGUGGAUCAUCCAGGGGUCAACCAACCCUUCCUGAUCAAAACUAAACACCACCUUGCCAGCCUGUACCAGAACGUUUCAGUGCUAGAAAAUCACCACUGGCGAUCUACAGUAGGCAUGCUCCGAGAGUCACGGCUCCUCGCCCAUCUGCCCAAGGAGGUGACACAGGACAUCGAGCAGCAGUUGGGCUCCUUGAUCUUGGCAACAGACAUCAACAGGCAGAAUGAGUUUUUAAUCCGUCUGAAGUCUCACCUUGACAAUCAGGACUUGAGGCUGGAGGAUGCCCAAGACAGACAUUUUAUGCUUCAGAUUGCACUCAAGUGCGCUGACAUUUGCAACCCUUGCCGGCUCUGGGAUCUGAGCAAACAGUGGAGCGAACGGGUCUGCGAAGAGUUUUACCGGCAAGGUGACCUGGAACAAAAAUUUGAACUGGAAAUAAGCCCCCUUUGUAAUCAGCAGAAGGAUACAAUACCAAGCAUACAGAUUGGGUUCAUGACGUACAUCGUAGAGCCGCUCUUUGAGAGGUGGGCACAGUUUACAGGCGAUACCCCCCUGUCUGGAAAUAUGCUAAACCAUCUCAGGAGGAACAAGGCCAAGUGGAGGAGUUUGCUCCACAAGCAACACGGCAGUAGUAGGAGCAAUGACCACUCAGGUCAAGUGACUGGCAGCCAAGAACAGACUUUAACUAAAGAGGAGACUCCAUAGUGGCAGCUUUGCACUUUUCCUUAUAGCACUGCUAUCUCCGUCUUGAUUGCAGCCGCAAAUAAAAUCCGGGGGAGCUCAGAGCCUGUUGUCAAGGCUGUGGAAAGGGAAGAAAUGGCAGAGCAGAAGCUGUCAGCUUCCUCACGAACAAGCCCACAGUUCUGCUGGUUUCCUUUCUGGAUCUUCUUCAUGUUCCUCUCCCCCAUUUUCAUUCUGCACAUGCCUGAUGCCCUUCUGAUCGUGAACUGCCUGAACACAGAGCCCCAGACAGCCAGUAUUGAAGCCAGGCUGGUUACAGCUGCCAUGAAGCAGGGAAGAUUACUGAGAGAACAGGGGAGACAGAGGCACCCCUGGCUAUAUAUUCAUUUACCACGAGUCAUACUGUGACAUAUGUAUAUAGGCCCAGAGCACCGUACACCUUCCAGGAGGGCAGCUGGGCUGCACAUUAAACCACCAGCAUCUUCAGCAUCCAGAGUGAGACCGUGCUCGCACAAGGCAGAGAGAGUCUGGUUAUUUUAGUAAUUGAAACAAAAACCUUUUUAACUUUUGUAUUCUGUGCACUAAAGAACAGAUCUAUAAACCUUGGACUGAAGUUACUCCUCCAUGUACACAACUCCAGUGUAACAAGGCUCAUUUUGGUAAUCAUUUUUAUGCCACUUUGGAUAAAAGAUGGGCAUCUUCUCAUUGCAAGGAACAGCAUUCCCUGACAACCAAAAGGGAAGGUGUUGUACAGUCUAAACCUUUGAAACACACGCAGAUCUAUCUUUUGAGUACUGUUUCAAGUAACGUGUUUAUAUUCAUAUGUGUACAUUUUCUGUAAAUACAAAGCGCUACUGAUUCCCAUGCCAAAAUACUGGAGUACUGUGGGAUUGCUACCUGUAAAAACAUUGGCACUGUGAACAGAAUACUGUUAGUUUUAAUACAAGAGAAAGCAUUUGUAAAUAUGGUAUAGAGUUUAUUAAUAUACACCGUUGUUUGUGGAUAAAAGCCUUAACUUUAAGCAUCCUUCAUCUUCUGAUAGCUGCCAAAAUCAUACAAUCACAAGAUAAGAUUCUGAACUGCCUUUCCACUAUCCAAGGUGUAUCAAAGGUCAUUAAGGAAUGAAGUCUGGCAGGAUAACUUCUUGAAAACUUCAAACACAUUCCAUAUGGGUCAGUGUUGUUAAUCCAUGGCACCUUGCAUAUUCGGUCUAGGCAAAUGUCUCAGAGAGCCUGAAGUUUUAAAUUAAGAAAAAAACCCCAAAACCCACAGCAACACCACUUAAUUUGACAGUUCAGCCUGAUUACCAUUUAUUCAAGAGUGGGAUUUUUUAUUAAAUAGCUUAGUGAUCUGCAAAGCACAACACACUCAAUAGUUCUGGAGUCCAGUUGUAUUCUACAGUGAUGUUGCAGUGUACCUGUUUUUUUUUCCCCACAUUCCCUCCUUUGAUAGCUAGUAUCAAAAUGCAUUUAUAUUUUCCUUUACCUCUAAUAAAAAAAUUCUCCAACUGACUUUGAGGUCAGGAUCACUCAAUGUAGGAAAACAACCUUGUCACACUAUUAAGAAAAAUCCUCGUAACUAUCCUAGUAGUUGAGUGAUUUUCAUUUUCUUUUGUGAAAGACACAUGGCCUUAUCUAUGCCAUAAACAGCUCUUUUUGGGUAGUCUUCAUAAAACUUUACUUAAGCUUCCAUCAUUUCAAUUAGAUUGUAUUCUCAGACACUGCUGUACUGUACCAAAGUAACUGUCCCUUCCUCCUUUGCACCCAGAAAAAAUAACUGCUUUCAGGUAUAGUGUUGUUGUAAACCCAUAGUACAUAAAAUCUGUAUAUCUGUUUUCCAAAAGCACUACCAUAUAUAGCCAUAUAAUCAGGUUUGGAUGACAAUAACUUGGAGAAGCCAGCAAAGAAAGAGCUAUUUAAGUUGGUGUUUGAGAAGGAUAAUAUUUACUCAUAAUGGUGCAAGGGAAGAUGUAAUAGUGGGGUUUUUUUUCUCACUUAGAGGGAAUAUUUCUUCAUUAGACAAAAUGUUAUGCUCAUAAGAUGACUAAUUUGUCUAAAGGAAAUAAAAAGCAUAAGUUUUAGUAAAGGAUCUUUUACUCUUUGCUUGGUCACGUAUCUUCAGAGAAAGAGACGAAAACCCAGUGAAGUGGGAUAGUGGAAAUCACUGUGAGAACUCAAAGCCUCCUGAUAAAGAUGGGUUUGUUCUCUGCUGUUUUCUAAGCCAUAAGCAGUAGAAAACAUUCUUCUUCCUCACUCUUCUAAAUGGGACUCACAUAUUAGAAGUACCAUAACAAGCAAAGAGAGAGUUGUAAUAGAAUAAAAUUACUUCUAACUAUGGAAUAUAAAUGUCGCUUUAACGACAUGAUGCAUCAGGCCAGGAGCAUCACCACUUUGCAGCUUUUUAGGUGUAUCUUUCCUUCUCCGGACAGAUUUAGGACAAUUAUUAGGAUGUUACAGAAGCAGCAUAAAGUGCUGCUUAGAAGCACUUCAGUACAUACAAAGGGAUGUAAUUUCCCUUGUCUUUUUACUAAGAAAUGGAAACCUUUUAUCCAUCUAGUUCAAAGAUAUUUUUUUUAAACGUUCUGAAGUUUAGUUAAACCCAGUGUCUAUCAGCUUGUUAUGCUCGACAGAUACAUUGAUGACUUGUUUCUGAGGAGCUUCCAGAAAAUAGGCCCAAUAGAAAAGUUUAGGUACAAAUCAAGUUCUGUUACAGCUACAAUAAAACCAAGACUUUUUCUGUGACUGGAGCCUAAAGGUCCAUUGCAAGUCUCAUCUUACCAAGUUAAAACUUACCAACUUUGAGAAGCUCUUCUUAAAAUGAAGAGGUUGUGGAGCACGGAAUGUACUUGGUAGAUUACAAUCACUUUGUCUAAUGAAACAAUGCUUGAAAUAGGUUCAAGGUGGCUCCAGAAAUGCUUCUGUACUUGUAAGCCAAGUCCAUUACACAAGUUUGAGUCUGGGCCAUUUUGCCUCGGGUACUCUAGACAAAAGAGUACUGAAGCGUUAGGCUCUGGUAGGAGAUGCCUGGGCAGUCAGAUUCACUGAGGUCUGUAGUGCAAACUGCUACCAUUUGAUCUCCUGUAGAAGCAGCCAGACCAUAUCUGAAACAGCCGAUCCAACAUCCCCAGUGCUCAGUGUGUGCAGCUGUGAUAUGUAUUCAGUAUUCUUUAGUUUGGAGAACUGUUUGUUCUGUACUGGGAUUUCUCCUCAACAGAAUGCAAGGUGCACAGAAGAACAUAGCUACAGAUGGAUAAUACAGAUUCCUGUCAUGUCAGCCCUAUUAGCUACUUGAUAGAAAGCCCUGGUAAAUUAUUUUUCCUUCUUAAUGGGCCAGUGCAGCUAAAAGAUUAUGAAGUUUCUAAACUGAGUUAGGCUUUUGAUACAAGGAAAGAAGCAGAAAAUUGCUAAAAGCAGGAGCUUAAGAUGCUUUUAUGCCCCACAAAUACAAUUCAUUUGAUUAAAAUCUAGUUUCUUUAAAUGCACAUUUCAUACCAUCAGAGGUAAAUUCUGAUGAGCAGAAUUCUGAUUCUGAUGAGUAAUAAUAAUAAAGUGGUGAGAAAUUAAACUUUUAUGUUUGUUAAAGUAACGCAUAUGUAUGAAUUACAUAAAAAGCUUUGGGGUUUUAAGAGUCAAUGUUCCAGCCACUAGCCAAAAGGGGAAAAAAAAAAAAAAAGGACUAUAGAAAAUGCCUACCUUUGAAAUACAGAAAAAGAGAGAGGUGUGGCUGAGACUAAGAAGUAAAAAAACCCACAUGAUCUGCAGUUGUAUCUAACCUAUUGGUUUUCAUGAAGAAACUUAAAGUCUCCCCGAACAAUCAGUGAGAAGGCUACUACCACAAUAAACAAGACAAGCCCGUUUUCACACUGCGUAGCUAUCUCACCAGGUUUUCCAAUCUGUGGAUGAAAUUUCUGUUAAAAGUUUCCAACAAAACAGAGACGGAAUGCAUUCUGUCCCUUCCAAAUGGACUCUCCUCGGAAAGCAGAAAUGCUCAACUAGCUGUAAUUUUCAUUUCAGACGUCAGUCAAGGUACCAGCCAUAAUUGAUAGCCUUACAUUUUAAGUCACUCAGUUCAGUUGUUCAUAAAGUACUUCCAUUCUCCUCCUGACACCACCAUCCCCAUUCAUGUCCCACAAAAAUCACUACUUAAAUUAAAAUCCUGCAAAUCCAAAAGAACUCACUCCGAAUCACAGAACAAAAGUCCAAGGCAAGUUUCAUGCCAUGAAUAUGUAUCCAAAUUACUUUGAUUGGUGCAAAUUAUUAUUCUGUUAUUUGUUUCUAUAAUUCAUCCAAUAUUUUAGGUACAUAAACUUUAAGUGCAGAGCGUUAAGUUUGACUUGGAUGUAAAAUAUAUUCUGCUUAUCUUUGAAUUCAAGAUUGUAUAUGUCAUGUUUAUUGUAAAGCAUUUUAUAUAUACAUAUUCACAUAUCUUAAACAACUCUAUGGGCCAAACACUGGUCCCACCAACUUCGCUGGGACCAAGAAUCAGCCCCCAUAUGUGCGUAUAUAUGCCAUAUGCAUCAUUCUGAAAGGAAGCACUAGAUUGUGUGAAAAUGCUGUGACUGCUAUGCAGUGAUGCCAAGACUUAACCGUAUCUUUUUUAACAUACUGCUGUAAGUAUUCAUCAUGUCAAAG
This is a messenger RNA of Colius striatus (speckled mousebird), 6294 nucleotides long. It is a transcript of the gene PDE7B, whose product is annotated as phosphodiesterase 7B. Lineage: Eukaryota; Metazoa; Chordata; Aves; Coliiformes; Coliidae. Gene Ontology annotation, molecular function: 3',5'-cyclic-AMP phosphodiesterase activity. The transcript is spliced from 12 exons. The record is from RefSeq and is a predicted model, not a curated record. The coding region runs from base 188 to 1687 and encodes 499 amino acids.